GAAUUUUGUUCGAUCAUGUCAGUUGCAUUCUAGCAUUACUAGUAAUGGGAUAUGGAUUUAUUUUACAUAGGUCAGUCAUAAGUCAUCUGAUGCUAACUGGCUUAUUGAAGAUGAAUUGUCAAAGACUAUUGUUCGUGGAGAAAGAUGUGAAGCAAAACUUUGUUUAGUAUAUUCAUUAAAUCAAAUAGCCCUGAGUUAGAUAAAGGCAAGACUGUAGAUCACAAGUAUUAUAUUGAAAAUUAUUUGAACUCUUCUGUUAAUGAAAUAUGGAAACAAACAUGGACAUCAGGUUCAAAAUGUACAAAAUUGCUUAAAGAUGAUCGUUGACUUCAUACUCAUCUGAUGUGAUUAAUUAUUCGAUAGAAGACAUCAAUAUAAUGUCAUAGCAGCCACAUUCGCCAAGCCUGUUACUAUGCAAUUUGUGGCUAACUAAUUUUAUCGAACGUAGUUUAACUGAUUAAAUAAAUGAAACAUGUUUAGCUCAUGCAGUUUUCAGGGCAGCUAAAUAUUUUUUCGAAAAAGACUUCAAAAAAACUUUUACUAAAUUGUUAGAAAGGAUUGUACUUGAUAUAAAUAAUCAUGGCAACUAUUCUCAACAUUUGAUAAAAUAAAAUUGAAAAUAUCUCUGCAUCUUUAUAUUUUUAUUUAAUGCUCUGAGAACUUUUGGUUACCCCUAUGUAUUUUUCAUAAUUUUUCUGAAAUAUGUCAUAUUUUUAGUAUCUUGAACCUAAUCAUAAGAUUCAUUUACAUUGUUUCGUUGGAACAAUGGACGAUGUUGAACUUUUUACAUCUUAUUUUACCGAAAUUAAAUUUGGUUUUACUCCAAUUAUAACUCGUAAUAAUUUUCUUGAUACAACUAUACAACAACUUGAAUUAACACAAAUCUUAUCCGAAACUGAUUCACCGUAUUUUACACCUGAAGAGUUAUCUAUAUUUUCACGCUGUGCACAUCCUGGUAUGGUUUACAGUGUUGUUGAAACGGUAGCACAACUUCGACAUUUACCGAUAAUGGAUGUUGCUUGUCAAUUAAGAGAAAAUGCUCGUCAUAUUUACGGUGUUUAA
Molecule: messenger RNA, 1062 nt
Organism: Rotaria sp. Silwood2
Lineage: Eukaryota; Metazoa; Rotifera; Eurotatoria; Philodinida; Philodinidae
Source: the annotation of a GenBank genome assembly